AUGCGCCGGUGCGCGGAGGCGAUCGCGAGGACCGUGCUGGCCUUCCUCGACGCCGUCAUCCUGGGCUGCCUCCGCUCAUGCUUCGGCGCACGCCCCCGCCGGGGCUCUGGCCGCCGUGAUGCGCUCGUGCACGGGGAUCAGGCCGCGGCGGCGGAGGUCAUCUGGGAUGACGAGGAAGGUUUGGUAAGGGAUGGACGAGUUCAUGAGGAUUUUGCUGACGGGGGUGGAAUUGAUGAGGAGCUUAGACACGAGGCAAGUUACCUUAAGCUAUGCGGCACUAUUUCUGAAACCCCAGCUGAACUUUGCAGUGAGGAGUCAUAUGAAAACAAUUUGGAAAAUACUAAUGAGUGUGACAACAAGCCCACUUCUGGACCACCAGCGAACAGUAAGUUGCUGUUUGAAGCUAAUUCAUCAGAAGGAUGUGAGGACUGUCACUCGCUCAGGUAUGAACUGAACACUGAAGAUGCUGGCCAUCAUCAUGGAGUUGAAUUUGUUCCUCAUUCAGCUUCCUCGGAAAAGAGAUUGUUUCAAAACAUCCAGCACAAGCCUCUUGAUUCUAGUGGUUCACCGUUCCCAACUCCUCUAGUUCUCAGGGAUGAUAUGCAGACCCCUGGAACAGCCUAUGCUUCACAUAGAGGGACUUCUGUAUCUGGAAAGCGUGUGCGAACACGGAAACAAUUCAUAUACCCUGUCCUCAGAUCCAUCGAGAACAGACUUAAGCAAACAGAACUGACAGAAGAUUCUUCACCAUUAGCAUCGUUCAAUCCUCUAAAAGGGAGAAACUUGGAAUCAGAUCCUAUCAAGGAUCCAACCCAAAGAUCUUCAACUUCAGUGGUUAUAUCAGGAUUGUCUGAAACUCCAUCAUAUUCUGCACCUGAUCCUAAUGCUUCAUACGAAGUAAAAGAAGCACUGUCUCCCGAUGAGUUACUCGAUGGCAAAGGACUACCAAAAUCCAACUCAGAUGAAAAGAAUGUUGCAUUGAGCCUGUCCCGCUGGCUGAAAUCCUCCUCCGCAGAUGCUGAGAAUCAAGGUGAUGUUAAGUGUCCAGCAGGGGAUCAAUCGUUUGAUGACUGCAGCUUUCUAACUGAGAAGCCUGUCCUCGCGGCAUCUGAUCUGAACUUGGAUACCGAUAACCCCACUCCUAGGUUACCCAAGGCAUGGGAUGGCAACGGUAUUCCCAACACAACCACCAGAUACAAAGAGGAUCAAAGGGUCAAUUGGCACACCACGCCAUUUGAACAAAGACUGCUGAAGGUGUUAUCUGAUGAGGACCGUUGCCCUCCAAGGAAAGUCGUCCGGGGGAAGUUGUUCCAUCUCGAGGAGAAAGCUGAGUAG
Messenger RNA from Miscanthus lutarioriparius, 1335 nucleotides. NCBI's taxonomy places the organism in Eukaryota, Viridiplantae, Streptophyta, Magnoliopsida, Poales, Poaceae. The record is from the annotation of a GenBank genome assembly.